CGCACUGUGGCGGCUGAAAUGGCGCUGUCCUGCAACCUGAACAAGUAUCUUCUGCUGUUGGCGCAGGAGCACCUGGAGUUUCGCCUUCCUGAAAUAAAGUCUUUGCUUUCACUUUUUGGUGGCCACUUCUCCAGCAGUCAGGAAACUUAUGGGAAGUCUCCGUUUUGGAUCCUUAACAUUUCCUCUGAGGAUAUUGCAAGAAACUUAAUGAAGCGGACAGUGUGCGCCAAGUCUAUAUUUGAACUUUGGGGUCAUGGAAAAUCUCCUGAGGAGCUGUACAGUUCUCUUAAAAAUUACCCAGUGGAGAAGAUGAUUCCAUUUCUACAUUCAGACUCUACUUAUAAAAUAAAGAUUCACACAUUUAAUAAAACAUUGACACAAGAAGAAAAAAUCAAGCGAAUAGAUGCACUUGAAUUUCUGCCAUUUGAAGGAAAAGUGGAUUUGAAGAAGCCACAGCAUGUAUUCUCUGUUUUGGAGGAUUAUGGCUUGGAUCCAAACUGUAUCCCUGAGACUCCCCAGAAUAUUUAUUUUGGUAGAUGGAUUGCAGAUGGACAGAGAGAGCUUAUUGAAUCAUACAGUGUCAAAAAGAGACAUUUUAUUGGAAAUACAAGCAUGGAUGCUGGGUUAUCAUUCAUCAUGGCCAAUCAUGGAAAAGUGAAAGAAAAUGAUAUUGUCUUUGAUCCAUUUGUUGGAACAGGUGGCCUCCUGAUAGCAUCUGCUCAUUUUGGUGCAUAUGUGUGUGGGACUGACAUAGACUACAACACAGUUCAUGGUUUGGGAAAGGCUAGUAGGAAAAACCAGAAAUGGAGAGGACCAGAUGAAAACAUUAGAGCAAAUCUUCGUCAGUAUGGCUUAGAGAAAUACUACCUUGAUGUGCUGGUUUCAGAUGCGUCUAAACCUUCCUGGAGGAAGGGCACGUAUUUUGAUGCAAUCAUCACUGAUCCACCAUAUGGUAUCAGAGAAUCUACCAGAAGAACAGGUUCACAGAAGGAAAUACCAAAGGGAAUAGAAAAAUGUCCAGAAAGCCACGUUCCUGUUUCGUUGAGUUACCAUCUCAGUGAUAUGUUUUUUGACCUGUUAAACUUUGCGGCUGAGACCCUCGUAUUAGGUGGAAGACUAGUCUAUUGGUUACCAGUGUAUACACCGGAGUACACAGAAGACAUGGUGCCCUGUCACCCCUGCCUCACACUUAUUAGUAACUGUGAGCAGAAGCUUUCCAGUCACACGUCAAGGCGCUUGAUCACAAUGGAGAAGGUGAAGGAAUAUGAGAUUCAUUAAAAACAGACACACAAAGAGAAGGGAUGCCCUUGUGCCACAGCAUAAGUCACUGCUUACAAAGCUGACGUCCCAUAGGGCUGUCCCAAAUUCUGACUGUUCUGUUUCUGAUCCUCUGAGCUAGCUUCCUGCUCAGGUACCUAGGAAGGCAAGGGAAGCUGGUAUGAGUACUUGGACCUCUGCCACUCAUGCGGUAGUCCAGGAGGGAGUUUCUGGCUUCUUCUGGAUUUGGUUCUGGUUCAGACAUGACUGUUGCAUCGUUUUGGAAGUGAAGCAAUGGACUGAAGUUUCUCUGUCACUGUAUAUUUUAAUUAGUAGGGGCUAAAAAACAAUCAGGAAAAGCUGAAUGUCUGAGUCAUUUUGUGAUGACCUUCAUUUUCUUCUAUGAUGAAAUUUAAUCGGGUUUAACUAGUGUAGAAUUUACUAUAACCAAAAAUUCUUUGUCAGAUUAAUCAUGUAUGGGUUAUAAUUAAUUACUUCAUUUCUACCUUCUGUUUGUGUGGGGAGGAGUUUAUAUAAUUGUAGCAAGAUCCCAGUCUUUUAUAAUACAAGUGAUGACAUAAAAUUGUCAAACAGUUCUCACAGGCGUCUAACAAAUUAUUCACAGGCUUGUGCAGCACUGUUGACUUUGGCAGUGGAAGACUAUUAAUUUUGGAUUUUUACACUUUUACAUACUGUGCCUCUUCGUACUUGAUUUCUCAUUUGUUAGCUUUAACUUCAGUAUAACUCCAGGCCCACCAUAUAAUAUUGUUAUAUUCUCCAUCUCCCCCUUUUAAAUGUAAAACUAGGUUAUAACUAACGUGUCUAGAGAAUAUGGAUAUUUCAUAAGACUUUGUAUCUUUAUGUUUCUGGCUGUAGUUUUUAGACUUGCUUACCUUUGCAUAAGUGCUAAAGAAAAUUGUUGAUUAAUAUGUUAAAAUCAUGAAGAUACCUGAGAGGAAGAGCCACUUUUAUUUCCUGGUGAGGGAUUCUGCGAGCCGAGUGAAAAGUAGCACU
Messenger RNA from Ochotona curzoniae (black-lipped pika), 2271 nucleotides. It is a transcript of the gene TRMT11, whose product is annotated as tRNA methyltransferase 11 homolog. The coding region runs from base 19 to 1278 and encodes 419 amino acids. Lineage: Eukaryota; Metazoa; Chordata; Mammalia; Lagomorpha; Ochotonidae. The record is from RefSeq and is a predicted model, not a curated record. Gene Ontology annotation, molecular function: nucleic acid binding. The transcript has 13 exons. Gene Ontology annotation, biological process: methylation. Gene Ontology annotation, cellular component: cytoplasm.